This is a messenger RNA of Parnassius mnemosyne (clouded apollo), 303 nucleotides long. Lineage: Eukaryota; Metazoa; Arthropoda; Insecta; Lepidoptera; Papilionidae. The record is from the annotation of a GenBank genome assembly.
UUGAUAAACUUUGUUACCAAAUCUCCAGGAAUCGCAGUGAGUUACACAUUGUGUUUUGCGUACGUUUUUUCUCCGACAACAAAUUUAUUCAGCAAUGUUGGUAUACGUGAAAGUAUUUUGGGAAAGAAGUCAUUUUAUCCAUCUACUUACAAUCCCAUGAAUAGUGGAUGCAAGUGUUCUACAAUCUAUGACCCUGUAUGCGCAUCAAACAAUAAAUCCUAUUACAAUCCUUGCUACAUUAAGUGUGAGUCCGGUAACAACACGAUUAAAGUUAAAUAUUUUGGAAAGUGCUUACCGUUUUAA